GAAGCAAAUGCAAAUCUCACUCAAGUCUCAACAUAUCUCGGUGGCAAGAGAAGAGAGAGGAAGAAGAUGGAAGAAAAUUGCGAGGAUUGCAUGAAAUGGGAAGAAGAACUCUACUGGACACAUUUUCAAACCCUCCAUUUCACUCAGCUCCUCCUUCCUGGUUUCCACAAUCGCCUCGUCAUACCGCAAAAAUUUUCUACACAUUGCAAAAGGAAGCUACCUCAGAUUGUCACCCUCAAAAGUCCAAGUGGCGCUACAUACAGUGUAAGAGUAGAGGAAGAUAAUGAAAAGACACUGGCUUUUGGUUUUGGGUGGGACAAGUUUGUGAAAGAUCAUUCGCUAGAGGAGAAUGAUCUAUUGGUCUUCAAGUUCCAUGGACUGUCUGAGUUUGAAGUGCUGGUUUUCGAUGGACAGACUUUAUGUGAGAAACCCACUUCUUAUUUCGUCAGGAAAUGUGGUCAUGCAGAGAAGACCAAAGGUACUGAUUUUAAUGCAACCUCUUCGAGAUCUCCUAAGAGACACUUUAACCCUGCUGAUGUUGAAACUACACCAAACCAACAACUUGUUAUAUCUCCGGUUGAUAAUGAGCUAGAAGACCUCAUUGACAUUGAUGUUGAUAUUGAUAUUGAUACAAUGCUAAAUCCGCUUCUUGUAGUAUCUCAGACCGGUUAUGAGCAAGAAGAACAUAUUAACUCUGACAUUGAUACAGCAUCUGCCCAGCUUCCUGUUAUAUCUCCAACUAGUACAGUACGAGUCAGUGAAAGGAAGUAUCCCCUUAGCAGUUUUAAGAAGAUGCGAGGAGAAAUAAGUAAUGACAAUCUCGAUCAAAGAACUGCUGGAAGCAAUAACAGAGCCUUAUCUCUGGCCAAGAGAGCCAUUUCGCCGGAUGGUUUCUUGGUGUUCAUGAGACGCUCUCAUGUGCUAUCAAAGUGUUUUCUGACAAUCCCAUACAAAUGGUGCGUGAAGAACAUGCUUAUGGCACGUCAAGAAGUGGUGAUGCAGGUGGAUCAAAGGAAAUGGGACAUGAAGUUUAACUUUUUCGGAGCUCGUGGUAGUGGUGGGAUUUCAACAGGGUGGAAGAAGUUUGUACAAGACAAUAACUUGCGCGAAGGUGAUGUCUGUGUGUUUGAGCCAGCCAAUUCUGAAACAAGACCACCGCUUCACCUCAAUGUCUAUAUAUUCCGUGGUGAAGAAACGGAAAGAAGCAACAAUGUUGACUCGGUUCACACUAUAAGUAUGAACACAUCUUCUCACUACAAGGCGCAGGCUCGGUGCCCUCUUCAAGAACACUUUCUUCCCAGGAAAACUUCCAAGGAAAACCUGGACAGGUUCAUACCAAACAGGUCAGCCAUGGAUUUCGACUAUGCUCACUUUGCCCUCACUGAAGGAAGACAAGGUAAGGAUCAGGCUGCAGCGGUAAGUUCACCAUCCAAAGAAGCCUACAGGAAGCAAUUGGCUGAGACCAUGAAUUUGAAUCACACCCGGAUUCUCGCCUUCAGAAACAAACCUCAAGCUCCGGUCGAACUGCUUCCCAACAGUCACUCUGCUUCUCUUCACCAACAGCCUAAAUCUGUAAAGCCUCGCAGAUAUAUUCCUCAGACUUCUGAGAGAACUUUGGAUGCCCCUGACAUUGUGGAUGAUUUCUACCUAAACUUGCUGGAUUGGGGAAGUGCAAAUGUCUUAGCCAUAGCGUUGGACCACACUGUCUACUUGUGGGAUGCUUCCACUGGUUCUACAUCUGAGCUUGUGACCAUUGAUGAAGAGAAGGGACCUGUCACAAGUAUCAACUGGGCUCCUGAUGGUCGUCAUGUUGCAGUUGGACUCAACAACUCUGAAGUCCAGCUUUGGGAUUCUGCUUCCAACCGUCAACUGAGAACAUUGAAUGGUUGCCACCAAUCAAGAGUAGGAUCAUUGGCAUGGAACAAUCAUAUCUUAACAACUGGAGGAAUGGACGGACAGAUUGUCAACAACGAUGUACGGAUCAGAUCACAUAUUGUGGAAACUUACAGGGGUCACACUCAAGAGGUCUGUGGUCUCAAGUGGUCAGGAUCUGGACAGCAACUAGCAAGUGGAGGCAACGACAAUGUGGUACACAUAUGGGAUCGUUCUGUUGCUUCCUCAAACUCAACCACACAAUGGCUACACAGGCUUGAGGAACAUACAUCUGCUGUGAAAGCUCUUGCGUGGUGCCCUUUCCAAGCGAAUUUGCUUGCAACUGGUGGUGGUGGAGGAGAUAGGACGAUCAAAUUCUGGAAUACUCACACUGGGGCUUGCUUGAAUUCAGUAGACACUGGCUCUCAAGUUUGUUCGUUGUUGUGGAGCAAGAAUGAAAGAGAGUUGCUUAGCUCACAUGGGUUUACACAGAAUCAGCUCACACUUUGGAAGUAUCCAUCUAUGGUGAAAAUGGCUGAGCUCACUGGUCAUACAUCAAGAGUUCUAUAUAUGGCACAGAGUCCUGAUGGUUGUACCGUAGCUUCAGCAGCAGGAGACGAGACUCUGAGGUUUUGGAAUGUUUUUGGAGUACCAGAGACUGCCAAAAAAGCUGCACCAAAAGCAGUUUCCGAGCCAUUUUCUCAUGUGAAUCGUAUUCGUUGAAGUUGUGAAGACUAACAAGGAGAGCCAUUGAUACAGAUGCAAAAUAUUCAAUUUUUUUUUCUCGGAUUCAUUCUUCAUGAAUUGUAUUGACAAGAAAAGUGCACAUUGUACAAUUUUAUAUAUGUAAAUUCUUGAGUCAAACUUAAUUGCUUGCAUAUGUUGAAUAGAAAGAAAGAUUUUGA
Arabidopsis arenosa is the source of this 2777-nucleotide messenger RNA. NCBI's taxonomy places the organism in Eukaryota, Viridiplantae, Streptophyta, Magnoliopsida, Brassicales, Brassicaceae. The record is from the annotation of a GenBank genome assembly.